Trichoplusia ni (cabbage looper) is the source of this 2163-nucleotide messenger RNA. RefSeq lists its product as uncharacterized. The coding region runs from base 114 to 1868 and encodes 584 amino acids. The record is from RefSeq and is a predicted model, not a curated record. The transcript has a single exon. NCBI's taxonomy places the organism in Eukaryota, Metazoa, Arthropoda, Insecta, Lepidoptera, Noctuidae.
UUCCAAUUAGCCUAAUUAUAUUUAUGGGACAGAUAAAAAUCUGUUACGUGACGUAAAUGUUGAUUACAUGUACACGAUGUAGUUGACGUGUUUACGCUCAUUUAGCAUCAACCAUGGCUAUAAGUGACUACUAUUUAUCUUCCAGUACAAAUGACAAUUUAAACUUAGGCGAUGAGGCCGUCAAAGUUGCGCUCCAAAAUUUUAAUUUGCAAUAUACUACAUUCCUAUAUUUCAAUACAACUUUUUUCUAUGGAGUUGAAUUAUUUUUACGAGUGUUCGGUCAUAAAGUAGUAGUAAACAGGGGCCAUUUUAGACCCGCAUUAACAAGAAAACUCAGUCAGUUCGUUAUAUUCGGAAGUGACACUUCCGAGGUAGAACAAUUUUUCAACGUGAUAAAAGAAUAUGAAAUGGACAACACUGGGAAGUUUAUAAUUGUUUGUCAGUCAACAGACUCAAUUGACUGCGAUGAACGAACUCUGACGAGAAUGCUCUGGGACUACAAAGUUGUUAAUGUUGUGAUUAUCAAAACUGAAACCACCCAAGCCGUGUGUUAUACUUAUUACCCUAUCGCUGACGAAGCUUGCAAUAACACGGCUCCAGUGAAGCUCGAAAAAGGCCAAUAUGUAAGAACAUCUUUUGGGGCGGUAUUUGAGAUGAAAUUUAAAAAUCUCCAAUUGUGUCCUUUGAUUGGUUCAACAUUCAUUCAGACGCCGUACAUGAACUUAGUUUUUGGCAAGCCUGUGGGUUCUGAUGGUGACCUUCUUAGAAUGAUAGCAGAAGGGCUGAACACCAGUCUUGAGAUGAUGACGCCACACCGCGGCGACGGUUGGGGAUGGAGAGAGCCCAAUGGAACCUGGAUGGGAUCUCUAGCUGACGUCGACGAGGAAAUAGCUAACUUCUCCAUGACGUCUGGUGCUGUCACUCUGACAAGGUUCUCUGACUUUCAAAUGUCCCUAAAUUAUUAUACUUCCAAUGUAGUAUGGGUCUCUCAUGUAGCCCCCGUACAGAAUGAAGCCUUAAAAUUAAUGCAUCCUUUUCGGGCAUACUCACGAAUCGCUUUGAUCGUGAGUUUUCUAAUCGUUGUUAUAUGCGCCUUCUUUGUGAAAUCGUGGUUUUGGACCUACAUGUGUCGUACGAGUAACGCGGAAACGCCUUCGAAGAGUGUAGUUUUUUAUGCUUGGAUGGUCUGCAUGGGUCAAUCACUCAUUAAAAUGCCGACCAAAUCAUCUUUCUUACAGAUGACUAUGCUCUGGGUUUGGUACUGUUUUCUCAUAAGAACGGCGUACCAAGUUUAUUUAAUCAGUUCCCUUAAAGGGAAGUUUUACGAAAAAGAUUUUGAGACGAUUGAAGAUGUUAUAAACGCGAAAUAUUUAUUCGGUGGCGGUCCAGCGCUUAAGGAUUAUUACAGCGAAUAUCCAUCUGUUUACGAUAACUGGGUUAACAUUAAUACUGCGGACAUCAUACCGACUGUCCUUAAUAUUUCACAGGGUAUGAAAUUCGUAAUAGCAAUGAAUUCUGAUACGGCUAAAAUGGUAAUCAGGAAGCAUGCAGCUAGUUUGCAUAUAUUGCCUCAAAAAGUAGUAACCAGUCCAACUGUGAUAUUUUUUAAGAAAUUUUCGCCGCUCGUGGAAUCUUUCAAUUUGAUGUUGAGCCGUCUCAUCUCAUCCGGCUUUCCUUCUAAGCUCCAUCAGAUAUAUACUAGUGUAAAGAAGAUUGAUCACGGCGGCGAGGAAGGGGAGACCCUACAAAUACUACAUUUUACCGCGUGUUACUUAAUUUUAAUAUCAGGGUGGGUAGUGUCCUUUAUUUUCUUUAUUGUAGAGUUUUAUUUUGGCAGAUAUUAUCAACACCCUACCGAGGAUUUGUAGGGUUUAUCAAAUAUCAUUAUGGAUUCAGACAUCAAUCGAUUAUUUCUAGUGACUAAUUCUGGCCUCCCCUGUAAUUUAAUCCGUAAAGGAUGUACCUUCAAAUGUUCGAUGAAUUAAAAUGGGUAGCCAAUCUAAAAAGAUCUACAAUGCAUUACUAGAAUCAAUCUUAUCUACCUAAUGACGGAAUAUUGGCUGCCAUUUAAUUUCAUGACAUGAAAAUCAGUAAUCAGGGCACAUGCAUUCGUAGAAAACAAUAAAUACCAGAUUCAUUUUUUUACGAUCCGUUCGUGUCACU